Penicillium lagena is the source of this 2313-nucleotide messenger RNA. RefSeq lists its product as uncharacterized. The transcript has 9 exons. Bases 1 to 2313 code for a protein of 770 amino acids. Gene Ontology annotation, molecular function: FAD binding. The record is from RefSeq and is a predicted model, not a curated record. NCBI's taxonomy places the organism in Eukaryota, Fungi, Ascomycota, Eurotiomycetes, Eurotiales, Aspergillaceae.
AUGAAUCGGAGCAAAGAGAUGAACGCCCUGAAAGAUAAUCCAUCUCUUUCUGUUCGUACCGCAAAGCUCGAUGGGACCACCUGGAAGACGCCUUUUCAGGUAACAAAAGAGAUGUCGUCUAAUCUUCCAGUGGUUAUUGUCGAUCACCUCAUCGUGGGUGCCGGCCCCGCCGGAGCAUCAAUGGGUUGCUUUCUGGGCCAAAAUGGCCAGGAAGGCCAAAGAGGCCUCAUUAUCAGCUCAGCACCCGCUAUCUCAAAUACGCCGCGCGCACACAUGACCAACCCCGCAGCAUACGAGUGCCUGAGGGACAUUGGUCUAGAAGACGAGUGUUUAAAAGCCAGUGCCGGUGUUCGAGAGGCAAUCCAGCAUAUCCGAUAUGCCGAGAGCAUGCUCGGGCCCGAAUACGGCCGCGUCCACUCAUGGGGAGAAGGCUUAUCCGACAAGAUGGUGACCGUCACUCCAUGCCGAUUCACUGACCUCCCUCAGACCGAAUUAGAGCCCAUUUUGCUUCGUUACGCCGCAUUGCAUGGGUUCCCAGUACGUUUUGGCACCGAGUUAAUUGGCUACAAGCUCAACGCAGACAACACGAUCAUCGUCAACGUGUACGACCGGAUCAGCACGCAAACCUAUCAUAUAAAGACAAGAUAUCUGUACGGCGCUGACGGAAGUCACAGCCGUGUAGCAAAGCUUCUGGAUCUUCCAUUCUCAACUAAACUGAGAACAGACAGAGCAGUGAAUGUCCUCUUCAAAGCCGAUCUCCGGGGCAGAAUGGACAACAGGUUAGGUGAUCUCCACUUACUCAUGAAUCCGGGGUCAGAAUUGAAAGAUCACGCCUGGUCGAUGAUGCUACGGAUGGUUAAACCCUGGUACGAGUGGCUGGGUGUUAUUUUUCCGAAACCUGGAAUCACAUUAAGCAAAGCACCAGAGCCGCAAUCGUAUAUCGAGCCUCUUCGAGCGUGGAUUGGUGAUGAUGAUAUACCAAUCGAGGUAAUCCGUACAGAUCUAUGGACUGUUCAGGAGAGCUACGCCAAAUCUUGGAGUCGAGGAAAUAUAUUCUGUCUCGGAGAUGCGGUGCAUCGGCACCCCCCUACAAUGGCACUUGGCUCAAACACCUGCAUUCAGGAUGCCUAUAAUCUGGCUUGGAAAGUUGGCAUGGUGGAGAAAGGACUGGCUGGGGAAGACCUCUUACGCACUUAUGACGCUGAGCGACAACCAGUAGGAGCUGAAGUAACGCGACUCUCAAAUUACGGCCGUGACCAGGUUGCUAAGAUACAUGCGGCUCUGGGCAUGAUGGAAGAUUCACGUGAAACCCGCUCAAUGGCCGUUGAUGAGCUCCGGGCCCCUACGUCUAUAGGCGCAGCCCGCCGCGCUUCCUUCAAAAGAAGUGCUGUAUUAUCUUCUGCAUCGACUCGAUCACUGGGCGCUGUUUUCAAUCAAAGAUACACUAGUGAUGCGGUCUACGCAGCCGACGAAGAUACAGGGUUUGCGCCGUUGGAAAAUGCAAUAGAGGACUACAUUCCUCAAACUCGCCCUGGGUGCAGGCUACCCCACUCCUGGUUGAAUACGUAUUCCCCUCAGAUCAGGCUCUCUACGCAGGACUUGGCAGGAGGCGGGAAAUUCACCCUUUUCACCGGCGUAGCAGGUGGGCCCUUAUGGAAACCGGCGGCAGAGGCCACGUCAACCAAAAUGGGCUUGUGGGAGAGGACGGUUGCCUUCUCAUUAGGCCAGAUCGAAGCAACCGAGAUUGAGAUCCAGCAUCUUGAAAGUGCAUUGAACAAACUAUGUAUUCGGCGAAGGCACCGUCUUCGAGCUGAACGCAUUACCUCCGUGGACAAAACCGCAAAUACGGUCACCUCUGGCGAAUUGAGUCACACCUUUGCCGGUUUCUUCGACGAUUCCGAAGUAAUUGUAGCCAAGCAAUGCCCCGGACGCAGACAGAAAGUCAACGUGCUUCUAAUCCUCAGGGUUCAAAGCAACACAGACGACUUUGACGAGAAUGUGAUUUUCCCGGAGAGCUGGAAGCGACCGGUCGGUAAUUUGUCUAGCGUCCUGCGGUCCGAUGACCAUGAUAGCUUUCUGAACAGAUGGAAGUGUCAUGGGGUGAUACGGAUGGCAAUAUAUGCGAAGAUACGUAUGACCCUCACUGUUGUUGCAUUCUUCAUCGCCCAACCUCAGCUGCAGGCGAGACGCCGAAUCGACCGGUCUGAAGAUUACUUCGGCCUUUUUCAAAUUGGGAGUUUCUCUCAGGCCUCGCCCAAAUCCGCCCACCAAAACCCAGCCCGUGCAUUGAGUUUGAUCUUAGAAGUCCCAUAG